CUACGCGUUCAUUUCUACAUCAACUCCAGGUGGUGGUGGUUCGCCACUGGCCACCUCUGGCUCCUCCUGCUUCACCUCUACUGGGGGUCGACUUUCACGAUCGCGGUCCUCUCUAUCUCUAUCCUUUUCCUUGUCUCUGUCUCUAUCACGAUCCUCUCGAUCAUCCUUUUCACGAUCAUCACGUCGCGACCGUUUUUCCCGUCGAUCGCGCUCGUCGCCUCGUCUGUCACGCCUCUCGCUGUCAUCGUCCUUGUCUUUCUCGUGUCGCCUUCACAAACAAAAUUAUUAUAGGAAGAAAAUUUUUUCAUAA
Haemonchus placei is the source of this 310-nucleotide messenger RNA. Lineage: Eukaryota; Metazoa; Nematoda; Chromadorea; Rhabditida; Trichostrongylidae. The record is from the annotation of a GenBank genome assembly.